Messenger RNA from Hyla sarda, 2919 nucleotides. It is a transcript of the gene CMTR2, whose product is annotated as cap methyltransferase 2. Lineage: Eukaryota; Metazoa; Chordata; Amphibia; Anura; Hylidae. The record is from RefSeq and is a predicted model, not a curated record. The coding region runs from base 213 to 2441 and encodes 742 amino acids. Gene Ontology annotation, cellular component: nucleus; cytoplasm. The transcript has 2 exons. Gene Ontology annotation, molecular function: methyltransferase cap1 activity. Gene Ontology annotation, biological process: 7-methylguanosine mRNA capping.
UAGUAUAGAGGAGGGGUGGGGACGGGGGUGUACAGCCCUGUGUACCGAUGACAGAACUGGGGUGUACAGCACCUUUUGUAGAAGAGGACCAGGGAGUACAGUGGCUUGUAUAGAGGAGAAGGGUCAGGGUGUAAAGCCCUGUGUACAGAAGACAAAAGUGCGGUGCCAAGUAUAGAGGAGAGGCAAGGUUGUGCAGUGGCGCCAGGUCCACCAUGUUCAGUAAUGACUUUUCUCCUGAGAUCCAUAGUCUAUUCGAUAAGCAAUAUACGUACAACAAGAGAGAGGAUUGGCAUCUGCCCGCACCCUCGGAUAUUCUGAGGUCUAACCAUGAGGAGUUCAGCCAGUUCCUCAUUCUGAAGGAGUCUUUGAACAAGGUGAAGAACCUUCUAAGUGAUAAAAAGCUGGAUGACUGGCACAGACACACAUCAUUCACAAACAAAGCAGGAAGAAUUGUGCCAGAGGUACGCAGACAGGCUAAUGCGGAGCUGUGCACUCAGGCCUGGUGUAAGUUCCAUGAGAUUGUAUGCAGGUACCCCCUGCUGCCCAACACGGCACUCUGGAGCUAUGAGCUGAACACUCUGCACCUGUGUGAGGCUCCUGGGGCCUUCAUUUCUAGCCUUAACCACUACUUGAAAACCCAAGAUGUUCGCUGCGAUUGGAAUUGGGUGGCCAACACUUUGAACCCUUACCAUGAGGCCAAUGAUGGUUUAGUGAUGAUUGCUGAUGACCGUCUAAUUGCCAAUACCUUACCAUGGUGGUAUUUUGGCCCAGACAACACUGGAGACAUAAUGAACACAAGAUACCUGGAAGGGUUACAAAAGUUCAUCAGUAACAUGUCCUCUGUACAUUUGGUUACAGCAGAUGGCAGUUUUGACUGCCAGGGAAACCCUGGAGAACAAGAGACCCUUGUCUACCCCUUACACUUCUGUGAGAUGGUCACCUGUCUGGCAACACUUGGCCUUGGGGGUUCAUUUGUCUUGAAGAUGUUCACCCUUUUCCAGCAUUCUUCUGUUAAUCUCAUGUACUUUCUAAACUGCUGUUUCCAGACAGUCCACAUUAUAAAGCCUGGUACCAGCAAAGCUGGUAAUUCUGAGGUGUAUGUGGUGUGCUUAGGCUUCAUAGGUAAGGAAGCUAUCCAGGGGCAUAUUGAGAAAAUGAUUGCACAUUUGGGGACAGAGGUUGGACUCAAAUCCUUGUUUCCUCAUAGCUUUCUCCCAGCAUCUUUUUUGCAGUGCCAUCUUGAUUGCUGCACUUAUUUUUAUGAGCACCAGACACAUACCAUCUUGGAAAACUUAAAACUUUUCUCACAUAUGGGAGAAGAGGAGAAAUUGCACCUGAACAUGUUGCGGGAGUCUGCUAUCUCCUAUUACUUGGAGAGAUUCCAGAUCAGGUACAUUCCCAGGAAACAUUGGCUGGUCCAGAAGCCCCGUGUUGGCUGCAGCUUUAAUGCACGGUGGGUGGGGACUCGUAAUCGCCGCACAGACACUUACAAUGAGAGGAAGCAACUAGAGGCAAUGACCUGGUCUGAGAAAGUCACUCAGGGGUACUUUACUUCCUUCUUGGAAGAACAUGUGACCAGUGACCUGGGUAGAGGUUGCUUUCUGGAAGGCUUGAACGAUGAACUGAAACAUGAAAACUGGUACUUCCUACAGGGACAGCGGCUCACAAGGAUCCAGAGCUCCUCAUUCUGUGACUGUGAUGUUCUAAAUAAAUACAAUGAAACUAUUGAGGGAUGUUCUGAAGGGGGGUCCAUAAUCUCCCUGUCAUCGCUCUCCUGCCCUUCCUGUGCCAUCCAACCUGCAGAAAAUGUAGUGUCGUCAUUGAUAGAGCUGGUAGAGAAUGGACAUCAUGUACUGGUCUGUGGGGCUUAUUCUGUGUUUGAGGUUCUUCAGCAGAAAAAGUUGUCUACAGGGUUCCUGGAGUGUUCUCCACAGCAUAAGGUCUCUCUCCUUCAUGAUGGUGAUCCAGCCUACCAGCAGCAGCUCAUCUCUUUAAUUCUGAAGGCUUUUCAGCAAUUACAGAAGGGUGAUUCAUUUAUUCUGCCAGUCCUGUCCUCGCUCACCCGCUUUACUGCUGGCAUUGUGUACAUAUUGUGCCAUUGUUUCCAGAUCAUCAGUUUCUCAUGUCCCACCAGCAAUCUAACCAAUGGAACCAAUGCUGUACUGAUGUGCUGUGGUUACCAGCCGCUUUCUAGCCCUGUUUUUCAGUAUCUUCAAAAUUUAAAACAGCUGGUAGACCAGCUAGUGAGCUCUGCUUCUUCUCAGCAGGUCCUGGAGUUUAUACCCAUGGAAGAACUUCUAAAAGGUUAUUUCCUUGAAUUCCUAUGGGACCUAAAUUCUGCCAUCAUCAGACGCAGCCUCCAUGUAAUUGGACUUCAUGAACAUGAAAAGACAGUAUCAAACAGGGGCCUGGUCUGUGCUUCAGUUCUACAAGGAGAAUAAAAGUAAAAGUGCAGAAAAUACUUCUGUCACGUACACAGAGUGGCCUCCAGAGUAUGUGAACAGGGGCCUUGAUGUAUUUGUCUGUCCGAAUUGUCUGAUUUGCUUGUAAUGCAGCUCCGCUUUAAUUUUACUAGCACAAUUUAAGAAAUGAAGACUAAUCUGUAAUUGUUUGCUAUGGGCAGAUCUUUUAUUUUUAAUUUUUUUUUUUAUAACUCAGAAAGAUAAGGAUUUAUUUUAUGACAUUGUAAACCUGUAUGAUGUAGAAUCGGCUGAUUAUUUUGCUGGACCUCAUUCAGUUGCUCUUCCUUCAUUGUCCCAUGUGGAUCACAAUUAUCAUGUUUGUUUGAAACUUUGAACUAUGAGAAAAUUAAAAAUAUUUUUUUUUGAUCUUUCUAAAAUUAUAUAUUUGAGGUUCUUGGCAUGUUUUUCUUAUGAUUAGAGAUGAGCGAACUUACAGUAAAUUUGAUCCGUCACGAAC